This is a messenger RNA of Trichoderma aggressivum f. europaeum, 1242 nucleotides long. RefSeq lists its product as uncharacterized. Gene Ontology annotation, biological process: protein phosphorylation. The coding region runs from base 1 to 1242 and encodes 413 amino acids. The transcript has 2 exons. Gene Ontology annotation, molecular function: protein kinase activity; ATP binding. The record is from RefSeq and is a predicted model, not a curated record. NCBI's taxonomy places the organism in Eukaryota, Fungi, Ascomycota, Sordariomycetes, Hypocreales, Hypocreaceae.
AUGAUCGAUCCUGAAGACAGGUUCUUCGCCACCAGUGGUGCCAUCUAUCCUGGAGGCCCAAGCACCUGGCAUAUCAUCGACUGGGACCAACGGCGGCUCGUCUCGGUCACCAUGGACGAGGAGCUUGAGUCAGAGGAUCCUGCGUUCAAGCAACUCAUCAAGCACAUUGACGGCCUCGCACCCAACGUCUAUGCAAUUCACGUCUCUUCCAACGGUGACUUGAUAUCAACCUCCACUGAUCCAAAGGAUGACGAGACACGCUGUGUUUACCAUCCACCGCUCGAUAAGAUUCAACGACCAGAACAAGUUAAAGUUGUCUCGCGGGGAAAACUCGAGGAACUCGAUAGACUGAGUCCAAAUGUUGACCUCGUUUUAUGUCCACAGUCCUCCGAGCCUACUAAGAAGCUUGUCUUCAAAUACUACUUUCUCUUUCAACACUUGUCCUUUGCGUGGCAUGAGAUGAAUCUAUGGAUACGUCUCCCCAAGCACCCAAAUAUCGUCCCAUUUGACAGCAUAGUCGUGGAUGAACUCGAAGGGCGAUUCGUUGGCUUUACAACCGUAUACAUUCCAGGGGGCACCUGGGAAGAGAACAGAACUCGUCCAUUCAAGCUGAAAUGGCUUCACCAGCUUAUCGCCGUCGUUGACGAGUUGAAUCUAAAUCUCGGGGUUGCUCAUCAGGAUAUCGCGCCCCGAAACCUACUUAUACAUGAGGGGACGGACUCCUUGAUGCUUUUCGACUUCAAUUUCUCAGCGCGUAUUGGAAGGCCGGGAUACUCAGAGGCUCGGAAUGAUAUCAAGGGAACUUUAUUCACAAUGUACGAGAUAAUCACUCGCAAUGAUGAUCUGCGUGCUAUCAGACAUGAGGAUCAAGACGUCUCGGUCAUUGAACACGAGGACUGGGUGAAGCAUCCAGAUGUUCUGCUGGACCACCCAACCUCGGAAUUUCGCCACGUACUCAAGGAAUGGUGUGAGAAGCGGCGAGCCGGGAAACAAAUUACUGCGUACACAGACGCCGCCAAUUUCCUGGACUGGCCGCCGGUUCCCGACCCACCACUUUCCGAAGUCGAAACACACUACGCAAGUAAGACCGUGAAAGAGCUCAAAAAGUUGUAUGAUUGGAAAAGAAAUGAAUUGCAGGAACAAGGCAAGGCCAUCCUGAACUGGCAGCGCCCUCCUCAAAGGCCUAAGCAAGGUGAGCCGACUGGGAUCGAGGGCAGCGGCUCUAUUCAGCAACUAGGCUAG